Molecule: messenger RNA, 177 nt
Organism: Sclerotinia sclerotiorum 1980 UF-70
Lineage: Eukaryota; Fungi; Ascomycota; Leotiomycetes; Helotiales; Sclerotiniaceae
Exons: 1
Coding region: 1-177 (58 amino acids)
Source: RefSeq, a predicted model, not a curated record
AUGGCCUCAUGUUCUCACGAUGGAGAUGCCAACGCCUGUAAUAAUGAAUGGACCACUCUUCACGAGCUCUGCCGAGAAGUGGAGACAUAUAAAGUUCAAGUGCAUGUAUUCUUUGUGACGCCGUACUCAAGUUAUUUGAAAGUGAGGGUGCUCGGUGCCGGGAUUUCUGGUCUAUGA